AUGAAUAUUUGCGCUUUUAACAUUAGGGGUCUUAAUAAUAAAAAGUCCUAUGUCAAGGACUUUAUUGCAUCGAAUAAAUUUUCUUUGUGUGCUGUGCUUGAAACUCAUGUUUCUGCUACCUCUGCUAAUUCUAUUAGUAAGUUUAUUAGUCCUGAAUUUUCUUGGAUUUUUAAUUAUGAGCAUCAUCCCAAUGGUCGUAUUUGGGUAGGGUAUGAUUGCGCGAUUUGGAAACUUGAUGAUGUUACUAAGACCAGCCAGCAUAUUUCCUGUAAAGCCACUGCAUUGUCUUCGGGGAAUAGUUUCUUUAUUUCCUUUAUUUAUGGGUCUAAUUGUAUUUUGGAGCGUAAAAUUCUUUGGCAGAAUCUCCGUGAAUUUGGGAAUCUAACUGGGGAAUCUGCCUGGUCUCUGUUGGGUGAUUUUAAUGUUACUUGUGGGCCUGAUGAGUGUAGUAAUGGGGGUAGAUGGACUGCUGCUAUGUAUGAGUUUAGAGAUUUCCUUAUCGGUGCUGAAGUCACCGAUCUUCGAAGCACUGGGGCUGUCUUUACUUGGUGGGACUGCAAUUUGUCGAAUCCUUUAUUCAAGAAGCUUGAUAGAUGUCUUGUUAAUGCAGCUUGGCUUGACUUGUUCCCGUUGUCUCAAGUUUGUUUCUUGGCAAGGGGUAUUUCAGAUCAUAAUCCGGUUUCUUUAAGCUUGGGGUUGCCUCUCGAAAGGGUCUUCAAGCCCUUCCAAUUUUUUCAGCACUUGGUGAAUGACCCGAGCUUUCUUUCUGAGGUUGCUACUGCUUGGCAGGGUAAUUUUAUUGGUAAUCCUUGGCAGAUUUUCUCUUCCAAGUUGAAAAAAGUUAAAGAGGCCAUGAGGAAGCUCAAUCAGAAUAGAGGAAAUGUUCAUUUGAAAGUCCAGGCAGCUAAAUUUGCUCUCUCUCAGUUUCAAAGUCAGUUACCUGCUAUUCCCUCCCAUUCUCUUCUUCUAGAGGAAGAUUCUCUGAUCGCUGCUCUUCAGGAUGCUUUUAUAGAGGAGGAAGUGUUCCUGAAACAAAAAUCCAGGAUCUCCUGGUUAAACUUGGGUGAUUCUAACAGUGGUUUCUUCUUCAAAUCCUGCAGAUUGAGGUGGAACAGUAAUAAGAUUCUUAGUUUGGAAGACAGAAACGGGAAUUUAUGUACCUCUCAUAGUGCAAUCUCUCAGGAGGCUGUUUCGUAUUAUAGUGAUCUUUUUGGGAGUUCUGGUCAAGUUUUGGAGAUCCCAGAUGACAUCUCUUUGCCUUCUUUGUCCUCUGUCCAGCAUGAUUUUCUUAUGCGUCCUUAUUCUGCUGAGGAUGUGCUUAAGGUAGUCAGGAGUAUGCCGAGUAAUAAAUCACCCGGUCCGGAUGGUUUCACUAAAGAGUUCUUUCUUGCAGCUUGGAGUAUUGUUGGAGCUGAUUUCACAAAUGCUGUUCUUUACUUUUUUCGCACUAAUAACCUCCCCAGAAUUAUUAGUGCCUCUGCAAUCACUCUUGUUCCGAAGCACAAGAAUGCAAAUAAGAUGGUGGAUUUUCGCCCUAUUGCCUGCUGUAACUUUGUUUAUAAAUGUAUUAGCAAGCUGAUCGCUAAUCGGCUGAAGUUGGUAAUCCCCUCUCUAAUUUCUGCUAACCAGUCAGCUUUCGUCUCCAAAAGACUUAUUGGUGAUAAAACCUGUGUGCAGUCUUGUAUGAUCUCAGUUAAGAUUAAUGGGUCGCUUGAGGGUUUUUUUAAAGCUUCUGCCGGUUUGAGACAGGGGGACCCCAUCUCCCCCUAUCUUUUUGUUAUUUGUAUGGAGGUCCUUUCUGUCUACUUAAGUAAUUUGGAGAAUAGACCUGAUUUUAAGUUUCACUGGAAAUGUAAAGCUAGUUCUCUCACUCACCUCAUGUUUGCCGACGAUGUCUUACUAUUCUGUAAUGGGGAUAUUGAAUCUGUGAAGGCUUUACUAUCGGCAGUUCAAAGCUUCCAGGACGUCUCUGGACUGGUGAUAAAUAAAAAUAAAAGCCUCAUCUUUUUAUCCAGUGUCCGUGAUGAUGAGCUCUCCGCUAUUAUUAAUGCCUCUGGCCUUCAAAGAGGUACGCUUCCUGUUAAGUAUUUGGGGCUCCCUUUAAUUACCUCGAAGCUAUCUGCUCGGGACUGUUCUCCUCUCAUUAUGCGGAUUCGAGAUCAAAUUGACUGCUGGGCUAGUUCUUGUUUGAAUCAUGCUGGGAGAUUACAGUUGCUUAAGUCAGUGCUGUUUGGUAUUCAAGCUCAUUGGUCUAAUCAUCUAUUUCUUCCUAAGCACAUUUUGAAGAGUGUUCAAUCGUAUUUUCUCAGAUUUUUGUGGGGUGGUUCUACUUCUUCCAACAAGCAGGUGAAAGUCUCUUGGAGUGAAUGUUGCAAAUCUCUCGAUGAGGGGGGAUUGGGUAUUAAGGAUCCGCUGCAAUGGAAUAAAGCUGCUUUCUUGUUUCAGUUAUGGCGGUUGAUCAAUGCUCACAGAAGGUCUUCUUUAUGGAUUGAUUGGGUUCAUAAUACUUGGUUGCGGAAUAAAUCCAUUUGGACUUUCUCAGUUCCUGCUUCGGCUUCUUGGUGUUUAAAAAAGAUGCUUCUCCUCAGGCCAAUUGCUCUUCGGUUUUUGAAUUAUUCAGUUGGCAAGCAGUCCAGUUUCUUCUUCUGGCAUGACCCCUGGAUUGAUAAUGUGCCUUUAUUGCAAAAAUACGACCCUAUUCUGGUUUCGAUUAUGGAAUCUUCUCGGAUGGCAAAGAUCUCGGAAUUUAUUUCCAACGAUUCCUGGGCUCUCCCAGCAUCUAAUCACCUCUGGGCUGUUGAGGUGAAGCGUAAAGUGCUGCAAGUCCCCUUGGCUGAUUCUGAUAAUAUUCAUUGGCAGACUUUCUCGUUUAAUGAUGUUAAGGUAGCAACUAUUUGGCACUCUAUUAGGCCUCCUGAAAGCUCCCCUCCCUGGAUCAAUGCGGUGUGGCACCCGUUGCGUAUUCAUAAGUGCACUUUUAUUUUUUGGUUGGCGUUAAAAGAUAGAUUGCUCACUAAGGAAAGGAUGGACUUAUUUGGUAUGACUACAGACCUUAGGUGUUGCUUCUGCUCCAAUGCUAUUGAGACUGUCUCGCACUUAUUUGGCAGUUGUGCUUUUGCUACUUCUAUUAUUUCAGACCCUUAUUUUGCUUUGGUUGGUGACUGGUCUUGCUAUCAAAAUGGAAUAUUCACUACUGGUAGCAGCUCGAGCUUAAUGAAAAGACACAUGACGUAUCUUUUUCUUGCAGUGAGUGUCUAUUUUAUUUGGAAGGAACGAAAUGAGCGGGUACAUACCCCUGGUCAUGCUUUAUCGCCUGGUACCAUUAGGAUGCUUGUGAAGCGCACUAUUCGAGAGAAGCUUUGUUCGAAUGAGAGAUUUAAAAAAGCUGCUGCUAAGGACCGUAGUUUAAUUCUAGCUCUGUAUUAG
Molecule: messenger RNA, 3426 nt
Organism: Daucus carota subsp. sativus
Lineage: Eukaryota; Viridiplantae; Streptophyta; Magnoliopsida; Apiales; Apiaceae
Exons: 1
Coding region: 1-3426 (1141 amino acids)
Molecular function (GO): catalytic activity
Source: RefSeq, a predicted model, not a curated record